Messenger RNA from Monodelphis domestica (gray short-tailed opossum), 3660 nucleotides. It is a transcript of the gene HNRNPA3, whose product is annotated as heterogeneous nuclear ribonucleoprotein A3. NCBI's taxonomy places the organism in Eukaryota, Metazoa, Chordata, Mammalia, Didelphimorphia, Didelphidae. Gene Ontology annotation, cellular component: catalytic step 2 spliceosome. Gene Ontology annotation, biological process: mRNA splicing, via spliceosome. The record is from RefSeq and is a predicted model, not a curated record. Gene Ontology annotation, molecular function: mRNA 3'-UTR binding.
CCGGCGGCGCGCGGAAAGUGCGUCACGUGACGGCCGGCCCCGCCUCUUCCUCUCGGUCCCAUAUUGAACCCGAGUUGGAGGCGGCGAGUCCGGUCUCAAAAUGGAGGUAAAACAGCCGCCCGGCCGCCCCCAGCCCGACUCCGGCCGCCGUCGCCGCCGCCGGGGGGAGGAGGGUCAUGAUCCAAAGGAACCAGAGCAGUUGAGAAAACUGUUUAUUGGUGGCUUGAGCUUUGAAACUACGGAUGAUAGUUUAAGAGAACACUUUGAAAAAUGGGGCACUCUCACAGAUUGUGUGGUGAUGAGAGAUCCCCAAACAAAACGUUCCAGAGGCUUUGGCUUUGUGACUUAUUCUUGUGUAGAAGAGGUAGAUGCAGCUAUGUGUGCUCGGCCACAUAAGGUUGAUGGACGUGUAGUAGAACCAAAGAGAGCUGUUUCUAGAGAGGAUUCUGUAAAACCUGGUGCACAUCUAACCGUGAAGAAAAUUUUUGUUGGUGGUAUUAAAGAAGAUACAGAAGAAUAUAAUUUAAGAGACUACUUUGAAAAGUAUGGCAAGAUCGAAACUAUAGAAGUUAUGGAAGAUCGACAGAGUGGAAAGAAGAGAGGAUUUGCAUUUGUAACUUUUGAUGAUCAUGAUACAGUUGACAAAAUUGUUGUUCAGAAAUAUCAUACUAUUAAUGGGCAUAACUGUGAGGUGAAAAAAGCCCUUUCGAAGCAAGAGAUGCAAUCUGCUGGGUCACAAAGAGGUCGUGGAGGUGGUUCAGGCAAUUUUAUGGGACGAGGAGGAAACUUUGGAGGUGGUGGUGGAAACUUUGGCCGUGGCGGAAACUUUGGUGGAAGAGGUGGUUAUGGUGGUGGUGGUGGUGGCAGCAGAGGCAGUUAUGGAGGUGGAGAUGGUGGAUAUAAUGGAUUUGGUGGAGAUGGUGGCAACUAUGGAGGUGGUCCUGGCUACAGUAGUAGAGGGGGUUAUGGUGGUGGUGGUGGACCUGGAUACGGAAACCAAGGUGGUGGAUAUGGUGGUGGUGGUGGAGGCUAUGAUGGUUACAAUGAAGGAGGAAAUUUUGGUGGUGGUAACUAUGGUGGCAGUGGGAACUAUAAUGAUUUUGGAAAUUAUAGUGGGCAGCAGCAAUCAAAUUAUGGACCCAUGAAAGGAGGCAGUUUUGGUGGAAGGAGCUCAGGCAGUCCUUAUGGUGGUGGUUAUGGAUCUGGUGGUGGAAGUGGUGGAUAUGGUAGCAGAAGGUUCUAAAAACUCAUCAGAAAAGGGUUGAAUGAGAACUACUUGCCUAUAUGAGGAAUGCCUUGCAUAUCAUCUUAAAUUCGAAGGUUUCUGGCUGGGUAAGACUUAACAGUGUACAAAAGAAUACCUGCAUAUGAUGUCAUUUAGUUUCCCUUUCUACUAUACAUGUCCCAUGCACAUUUUAAGCGUUUCAUCUCUUACCCAGUUGAGUGAUUCCCUACCUCCCCCCUCCUCCCCAUGUACACAUCAUCAUUUUGAAACUCCAUUUGCUUAAUUCUGGGACCAUUUUAACAAGGGAACUAACCAUUACCUGUGGUUUUUAUAUUACAAAGCUAAUAUAAAGCCCUUUGAUGAAGCAGCCUGUCCACCUCAGUCAAUUGUGACAAACAUGAAAAUUGUUGACCAGGUUAUUGAGUAACGGAUAAAUUUACUCUUAAUGGGGCUUAAACCCAUUUACACUGAACAAAGUCACACAACAGCUUCAUAUCAGUCCUGUCGGGGUCAUUGUAUGUUCCAUUUUAAAGGUGUGGGUUCUGUUCAAUGAUUUGCCAGUGCUAUCCAGCUUAUACGGUUUAAAGCUGGUAUUUAAACAUACCAAACUAAUGGAUGUCUUUCUAUGAGGUGCUUGGAGCAUAUAAGCAGAGUGUAGGAGAUGUUAAUUACAAAAUGUAAAUGUUGGCAGCCUAGCAUUUAGGUACAGAACUUGGUUUGCUUCAAGUAUAUGAACCCUUUUAAAAUCCUUAUUUCUUAGAAUUAAGUAUUUAUUCCAAGGGAGAAGAAUGGGUAAGGGCUAGGCAAUAAAGCUGACUUUCCCUAGGCCACACAGCUAGGAAUUGUCUAAAGCCAAUUUUGAACCCAGGAUCUCCUGGCUCUCAAUCCAAACCACAAAGCUGUCUCCUAUCAGGCCUUAUAAAAAGCUUUCUUGUAGAAAUGACUUUUAGGUAUAAGCAUAUUUAAUGAAACUUAACUACUUGGACCUCCAUUUCUAUAAAAUACUUUUUAAUGAAAAGCAAAUAUGAAUAAGUUUAUAGGGAUAUCCUAGGCAUUUGAAUUUAUAAUUUUCCACCUGGUUAUUUUCUGAUCAACAAGAUAAGGUAUAUUGCCCACUGUCUUUAAAAUUAUGAAAAUAAUUCAGAGCCUUUUUUUUUUCUUACAAAGACUAGAAGCUUGUGUUUGGUACUCUUAUACCAGGUGUAGAAUUUGCCCCAAUCAUUUCCCACAAGAAGCUAGCAAAUUUUCCUCAUGUGAGAUAAAGCAGUUCUUAAUCUGGAUUUAUAAUUUAUCAAAUCAGACUAACAAUAAAAGAAUAUGUGAAUCUGAUGCAUACCUUUGAAAUCUUGUAGAAUUCAGUUCAAUGUUAAAUUCUCUAGGAAAAAAGGUUAUUUUUUUUUAAGGGUAGGGGAACAGAACAAAACCAUUUUCCCCCUAAAAGGGAAAGUGACAUUGUUUAGGAUUUUGGUUUUUUUUUUUUAGGACUUUAUGCAAUCUUAAGAUGGGGGGGUGGGGGGAGCUACCAAAGUUAGGAAAUCUACUCCCUCCUUUUCAAAGGUCUGAUGAUAAUUAAAGGAAUUAAGGCUUGUGUACAAAUCAGUUAUUAACCUCCAACAGGUGAGUAUAUUCUCUUCCAAAACACCCAACUAUUUAAUGCACUUUAAAAUAACACUUUAGCGGGGGCAUCCAUCAUCAAUAACAACAUAGACCAGAGGAGCAAAGUACCUUAAAUGAUCUCAAAUGAUUUUUUCACUUGGUUUAGUGGAUUCAUUUCACCAGGAAUUUUUGCUUGCUAAACAAUGGUAAAGAAUUCUAAGUAACAUGUAUUUAAGUAAAAUGUUUUGUUUUUGAAAAGUUAGAAGCAGUCAAACUUGUGCCUAUUGAUUUCCCCAAUUAUGAAUACAAAUUUCAUAAAAUUUUACACAUGGAAUAACUGGGUUCAAAACUGUCCUGGAUGUAUUUGUAUCUUAAAACAUGAUUGUUAACAAUUCUUAGUGCCCAUUUGACCAAGGGAUCUAGAUUCAUGCAAAUCUGCCCUAAAAACUUCUAAGGAGGAGAAUCCUAAUUUGGCUAUUUUACUCUGACACCAGUUUAAGAGAAAAUAGCUCAAACUAUUGCAUACCUAAAUGACUGGUGCAAACAGCUUUGUUGUCAAAGGUGGCAGUCAAGUGCUGCUUUGUUGUAGCAGCUGACACCUGUUUCUAAAACAGCAGGGUUUCUGUCAUAACAAAUAUAAAGGAACACUACAUAAUCUGCUUACUGUUAUAUUUACUUGCUAUUAGGGUAAUUGUUUAAACAGUGGAAGAAUUUUAUACAAGUACUUUCAAAAUACUUUAAGAUGUUUUGGAUAUUCAGAACUUAGAAGGGAUUGCUCAUAAUGCUUAAUUGUAACAAUGUAUACAGAAAUAUAUUUUCAUUAAAAUCUUUUUGCAAAA